Molecule: messenger RNA, 1135 nt
Organism: Branchiostoma belcheri (Belcher's lancelet)
Lineage: Eukaryota; Metazoa; Chordata; Leptocardii; Amphioxiformes; Branchiostomatidae
Product: cGMP-gated cation channel alpha-1-like
Exons: 3
Coding region: 512-832 (106 amino acids)
Source: RefSeq, a predicted model, not a curated record
GUUUGAACAACCAGCGAUCUGUCAUGCCUGUACAAACCGCGCGGCGCCGUUGCCUAGUAACGGACAAGGUUCAGGCGACGCCGAAUGGCGGGUCAGUCGGGAGGGGGUCGGGCACACACAACACGGCACCGGCGUCGGAAAGGUGAGAGAGCAGGCCCCCCGGCCACUCACAGAUCGUACUGACAACGUUCAGCAGAAUGCCUUGGCCAAGACAUUUCGUCUGAAGGCUACGCUUAGAACCGUUGUACCAAGGAAAAGGUACUCUCUCUCAGCAAGAUUUUCCCCUCACCCGUACGUCUUGUCAAGGAGGUUUAAAAUCAACCUUCUUGGUCUUGUACAGCAUUUCUCAACAAGUAACAUCGCUGCUGAGCACUAGGUAUCAUCUUAAGGCAGAACAGGCCCCAUCCGGUGACCUGUGAGGCCGGGAUCGGAAGGAAAACAAGACUUUAAGGACCUUCGGUGAACCAGACGUUUAUGCCAGGCGUUGCCGAGAAGGGUGCCGCAAACCAGGAUGUGUAGAUGGGGAUGCACUACCACGGACACGAGCUACAUGUGUCGAUACUGCGGAACCCGUUAUUGCAAGGAGUGUCUACAUGGAGAGUUCCCAGGAGAGAUGAAGGCACCCGACAUAUGCCGCAUGUGCAAUCAGCCCAACUGCCAGGGCCAGCGGGUAGAAUACGUCCCUGGGCACGAGUACCCUCGGGAAGGCGACAAGAAACGGGGCAAAUCCGGCAAGAAAUCGGGCAAAAAGGGCAAGAAAUCUGGAAAAAAGAAGGGCAAAAAAUCCGGGAAGAAGGGAAAGAAAUCUGGGAAGAAGAAGAAAAAGAAGUAGCAAGAUUUUUCUUAAUUCCUUGUACUCCGUCCUCAUCUCGUACCCAGAGUAGUUUGGUAGGAUGAGAGCAUUGGAAACCGUAUUUAUAAUCAUCGUCAUAAGUUCAUAACUUUAUUAAUGUUAAUAACCUUGUAAAUGGCUCUAUGUAUAUUUCAACUUAGCAAAACGUAUAUUACAAAGUAGCCAACAGUGACUGUGGUCUAUUUCUAGUGUCAGUAAAGUUAUGUGCCAAAAAACAGGGUAAGAGGUCAAUUGGCAAUGUGUAAUACCUUGUUAAGAAUGUUGACAACAGAAUGUUUUUCA